Messenger RNA from Pseudo-nitzschia multistriata, 12705 nucleotides. The record is from the annotation of a GenBank genome assembly. Lineage: Eukaryota; Bacillariophyta; Bacillariophyceae; Bacillariales; Bacillariaceae.
GAACAAUCGAUUUUGAAUACAUACAAGGAACAAAGAUUUGAGCAAAACAGUGGAAGGUCUACUUUGUAGCGUUGAACGAGGCGAAAUUCCACACGCUUAGAGACCAACUCUUGUCUUCGUCGAGAGAUGUCAGCAAAUUUUGAUAACAAUUCUUUACAUCGAACUUGGCAGCGCCAGUGUUGUUAAAUUCUGUUUUUGGUUUCAUUGAUUGAAACAUGUCACAAGACGAUGCUUCUCGACGUGACGAGAUCAAUGCCUUUGCUGCAAUGGCAAACUGUGACUUCGAUCCGAAUCCCACGGACGACGCAAACGACACAACCGGCAACAGCGGGACCUUUGAUUUCAGUGCUGCGGUGAGAGCAGGCAACGCCAGUAAUGACAUCCAAAAGAGUGCAGAUCCUAUCGACCCCGACAACAUGAAGAAAAGCGAGGAUUCAUUUUUAAGCCAACUCAGGGAGGCAGAUGCUUCCUUGGAGCAGGGAAGAGAGGUCCGAUCUAGCUCGUUUCAUGCACUGGACGAAACUGAUUCAAACACAAAUCACGGAGGCCAAAUCGAUAAGCAAGGUGAUUUCGAUUCUCUGUUGCGUAGAUCUUUCGCCCAAGCCGGUCAAAAGGUAGAUAAUUCAGGAACAUUUUCGCGCUUGACUCCGAGUGCCGGGAUUGGCGACAGAUCGCAGUCCUCGGGUUCGGCUCGGCAUCGCAAUCAAAAUCUAGAAGCGGCAGCUCUGGCACUAGCAGAUGACGAGGGCGACGCACAAGGCGGCGGAAACGGCACCAAUUCGUCGAACGUUGAUUCACAAGCCGGAACAUUCUCAUCCGACACAUUCCGGCAAUCCCUACCUUCCAAUGGUAAAAACAGUUACAAUGCCAGCCGUUCGAAUAUCAAUAACAGCAAUCUUCUCCAAUUUCCUUGUGGAGCGGCCAUGAACAAUCCAAACAUGAUGAACAACAGCAACAAUCCACUGUUUAGUGGUGUUGGACUGACUGCAACUAUGAAUAGCCAGGCGGCCAAUGGCAGCGGUACUGCUGCUGCAGCCACCAAUGCCCAAAACCGCGCUAAUCUCCAAUUUGGUCAAUUUCCGUCUAACAAAAGUCCGAUGCACGUCCAACAGGUACACUUGCCGCGGCCCUUGUUUUUCGGACCAAACUUGCCACCCCGAGUUCUCCGAGAAGCCAAGAAAAUCAUGGACGAAGCAUUGGACAAGCAACGUCGCCAAUUUGAAGAGAAGCAGGAUAAUAACGAAGGAAUUCCGUAUACUCCAAGACUCGGACAACUACCUCCUGGAGUUCGAAAUCUAGUCAGCGCUAUUCGAUGCUAUGGAUUCGGUUUGGAUCUUUUUCCAAGUCAAGGUGAGGAAGAAACGGAUGGCAAGAAGGACUCGUUUAGCGGGAACUCGUCGUUUUCCACAUCUGUCUUUUGCCCACGAUGGAGCGAGGAUCGGAAACGAGCGCCCGGAACUGUUCCAAUUCCUUGUACCGAUGACGAUACCUCCUCAUUCUUUGAAAACGAAAGCUACAAUGAUACUGAUUUUGGUAAUCAAAGUCAGCCCGACACGAAAAAUGCAUUUAGAGGGCGUGACCAAGGCGAACCUAAGCUGAGCACUAGCAGAUUCGGUACGGUAAAGACUGAAGACUCCCUUACAACGACAAACUCCACCUUGCAAUCUUCAGUUGGUUCUCGACAGCGACAGGAUAUAGACGGCAGUGGUGGCGAAAACAAUAGUUUGACUGUGUCUAUAGAUACCAGUAGCAUGUCGGAACGAGAUGCGUUUUCCGCUUUUGCACGACACGGUAGUGAUUACAGCGGUUUUGCUACCACCGACAACGAGAACAGCAAAGACGCUGGCACCGAUUCCGAGGAUUCUGAAGAUUCGACGAAAAUCAAAGAAGGUUCUAUAGACGUGAUAGAGAGUCCUACCCAACCAGUUAGGAUAAUACGAAACCCAAGUCUUGGCCAGCGACAACAAAGCUUUGUUGACCCGGAAUCAAAAAUGGUACGAAGUAGUGAAGGAACAGUCGAUGAUUCUGCUACUCAAGAAUUAUCGGAGCAGGCGCUAUUUACUCAGUGGGUUCAUGGGGGGGAAUCUCCUGCCACUCUGAAUCGCAGCAAUUCUAAUAGCGGAGCAGGGACCUUCAAUUUUAAUGACUCAUUUCAUGAUACAGGCGGAGGGAAUGGUAGAAAGAACUAUUUCGAUAAGAACGCCUCUGGAACAUUUAUGAACACGAUCGUAUCAACCGGUAACGAUGAUAGCGAUGAUGACUCAGUCGUAGGAAGCGAAAUGAAGAAAAAAGUUGGAGUGAACGAACAUCUCAAUGCUGCCCUGGCAUCACUCCAAGACGAACAGAGCCCUGCGGAACCAUGUGAAUCGGAUGCUAUUGGAGAACCUGCUGCUGGUGAAUUGGCACAAGUUCCACUCACAGAAGAUGGCGGUCGUCCUCUCUCGAACCAGGAACUAAUGAAUGCACACGCCCCGCUAUUUGCUAUUGACGAUCCUCCAUUGCCUUCCGAAUCAGAUCUGGGGAAUCACGAAACUCGAGAAGAACAGCAACGAAGCAAGGAACAGAGGCGGAUCCAAUCCUUCAUCGAGAAGUUUUGUCCGCAUAAUGUUUUUGGACCGCUGGCCUGCCCCAAUCCUGCCACAGGCCCUGAUGAUAAUCAUAGCUGGAACUCAAUGUCCACACCUCUACAACGAAAUCAUGGUUUAUCGCCCAGCUCGGCCACUCACGACAAUCUUGGAUCUUCGACAAGCCCAAUUGGGUAUUCAGUAUCUUCUGAGGAUCUUGCGUCAUUAUAUUCCUCAAAUGGGCACGGGUUAACAGCAAAACGGGUAUCCCAGCUUGCAUCUGCUCCGAAGGUGCAUGAUCCAAGGACUCGAUAUGGCUGGUGGAACAAAGUAAUCAACAAAGAUAACAAACCUACUAAUCACUCCAGCGCAAAAGGAAAGUGUACUGUGGACGAUUUUCAUGAAAGUACUGGCGGUAAUGAAGCAUUGAAAGAUAUACCGAUACAGUUACCUCCAGUUGAACACUCAGCAAACGCAUGCCUUGUUCAGACUCCGUUGUAUCCUUCACCAGAAACUCUUCACAAACAAAACCGACCUCUCUCCGAACUUCACCCUGCAACGUCUUUAGCUCAGGCACUUCCUUUUCUUUCCGAUCGACCACCAAGCUAUCGUUAUCUUCAAGUAGACACCCAGUCAGUAGCUUUUCCAGCAUUGGGUGGCGAAGUGGAACCUCUCUUUUGCUCCAUGUGUAUCUAUCAUGUGGAGACAGCUCCUCGUUCGGGAGAUCGGAUCAUGUCACCUAGUCCGGACGUACAGCGCUGUGGAAAAAUCACCGAAACGCUCAACUUCGAUUUUGUCAACAAUCCGCAAGUUGAGAAGAGGUGCAACUCUUCUCUUUAUCCGUACACGAACAGCACUGAUAACAACAUGAAUACACAAUCCAACUUGACUCGGUGCGGUGUUUUCCCUCUCGCGUCAAACCUUAGCGUGUACAAUCUCUAUGCAAUUAUUACGGUGAGCAAGGUCAUUUCAGAGGGCAGUGAUUUCGAACCGUAUCUUCGUUCAAAAUCAAAGAUAAAAGAUGAAGAUAUUGAUAUCGAAUCACUUCGUUCAAAAGCACAGAAAGCAUGCGACGACCAUGGUAAAUUUGUGAUGCCGUUUGCCUUCGGCGUAGCACCUUUACUGCAAGUGUUUGGUGCAGAUAUUCCUCAUGUCCCGAGUAGCCGAGCCGUUCAGAUCCCGCUAUUUCGAUUCGCUGCAGGAAAAGGUGAAAAGCAGAUCAUCGAUCAUAUCAUGGUCAUGCUCUAUCCAAGAGCCGACCACAUAACUUCUGGUAUUAAACCUGCUCCUGUGACGAAUGGCGGAACCGCUAUGCUUGUCAUGAGAAACUUCGGUUACCUUGGUCUUCAUGAAGUGGUGAAUGGGAAAAGCUCUCUGGCAAAACAGAGAUUGGUUGACUUUACCGGCGAGAUGCAAUUGCGUCGCAAUCAUGACGACGAGAAUGAUGGCGGAAAGUUAAGGGCGGGAAAGGCAUUGCAUGACUCACUUCCAGCGUGGCAGCUGCAGUAUAAGGCAGAACCAACCAUCGAUGGAGGUCGUUCUGAACAACUUCACUGUUCCAAUACUGGGAAACCUAAUUCUUCCCUUUAUGCGCAAGAGCUUGCUCCGGUUUCAUUACUAACUUCACCGCUUGGAAGGCCCACCGGAGCUCCUCUCACAGUUCCGAAGUCUCGAUCAGGAGGUCACUCCAGCGGUGAAGAUAUUGAACCAUAUUUUCAUACAACCUUUUGUAACGAGCUCUUAUGCCAUCCAAGGACUCUCAAAGAUUGUCAAAAAGGAAAUAUCGUUGUAAAAGUAGAAAUGAGAGAAAUCGAAUGGAAUCCAGAAUAUUCUGUGCAUCUAGCACAUGUACCCGCAUGUGGUCCUGUUGUCCAUAAUUCAAGGCGCGGUCCUUUUCUAGUCCAAGAUGCAUACACUUCAUGCAGUGCGCGAUGCUUCGACCCUGAGUUUUUGGAUGAGUUCAAACUUAAGCUCCCAUUGUUACUCGGCAAUAGUGAAUCGAAGUCUCUGGCUAUAUUGUUCACCGCAUAUAGGUUGUCAUUUAGCUCAAGGAAAAAAUGGGGACGACGGCUUCUGCGCAGGAAAUGGUUAUCAAACAAAGUUGACGAAAUUACGGGCGAUGUAGUAGGGGAAUCAAAUGUUGUAGCAGGCAAAGAAUGUCAGUUAAUACAACUUGCCUGCGGCUUUCUCCGACUAGAGAAAAGACAAUCGUUAAUUGAAAAUGGUAUUCACGAUGUCAAAAUAUCGCACAUUGCGAAAUAUCCUCUAGAAGAAUUCUGCAAUGAACAAGGUAUUAGCUCCAACACGCUUGUUCUAUCUGAUUUCACGGUUGGAAAAGGAGACAUAGCUGGAGGAGAUGAGAGUGCUUUUGAAGAUGUCGAAAGUCAGGGUUCUGAUCGUUAUUUGGUUGACACUAUGUCAGCAACAAGCGCGUCGGAUAGAGAAACAAUAUUAACGGAACAAUUUGACGACAAUAGAACGAGGCAGCAGAAAAGGCAAGCAGGAAUGGUGCUCGAAGUACGCAUUUCGGUUCAAUCUUCUGUACAUCCACAGAAUGCCACAUUGAAUGAAUUUUUGAGUCAAGAGCCUGACGUGUCAAUUCCUCUCCAAGCUGGGGGGAAAGAUAUCAAAUCAUUCCUUCGCUCGGGGAAAGAUGCAAUCAUUCGUCAAUUCAGUCUACCCUGUCCAUUGAAACUUAGUCCACCCUCUGAGGAUAUAGAAUACGAAACAAAUAAGCUGCUGGUGUCGACUGUUGAUCUCGCAAAGCCAGAUAUGUGUUCAGUCGCGGAUAUUUCGUUACAUCUGAUCCGACUAUGCAAACAAUUAUGGAAGGUUAUCGUGGUGGGCACUGGAAAUCACGACAUUAAAUGGGCAGACCCGUCAGCCACCUUGCCAUUGCGUGUGAAUGCGUUUGCCACUUUACUGCAGCUUUUGGGUUCGUCCACCCUAUUUCUGUCGAAAAGAGGAGUGACUCAACUUGACGGAAAUAGCAAAUGGGACUUUAUGUCUCUAAGUCGAGUAGUAGGGCUGUUAUUCGACGAGAAGGAAAUGUUCGGUUCUAUUCACGACGAGGAGUUAUCGAAGGAAUUUCAAUCUCUUUUGGGUGGCCCUAAAGAAGAGGAGCUGCAAAGGAACCCGAAGAGAAGACCCAAGAGACGUCACUUUCGGUCUAAUUUCGAAUUUGGCAAUGGUUCGGACGGACUGAGUGCUUUCAUAAAUGAAAACAUACCAACUGAUGAAAACACAAAUUUGACGACGCAGCGCACCCAGAUCUCUUUGUUGAAAAAGCCGUCCAAUCUGGAUGAAACUCUUGACGUGCCGCAAUCAUCAGCAUUGGAAAUUUACGAUAGACCUAUCGGAUCUGACACUCCGAAAAUAGACACAGUGAGCGAUUUCAGGAACGCGAUGCAAACUGGAAACCGCGAAAAUGAGUACGAGGACGACAUUCACGAAGGUCAGUUUAGUGGAAAUGCAGCUGCGGCUGCUUGGAUUAUAGCGUUUGGUGGUUCGUCGGGUGGGAGCAACCGUAGGUGGAUGACCGCACCUGGACUCUCCACAAUUCAAGAGGACACCGAUGACGUUGACGAACACAAGACGAGUGGCAAAAAAGAAACAAAAACGAAGCAAGGGCCACUGGACGCUCUGGACUCUGAAAUAAUUCUUACMAAGGAAAAAGAAGCAAAUAAAACCCCUAAGCGACCUGUGAAACAGUUCAGGGUCCCCAAAACAUCAACAAACUCAUCUUCAAAGAACGACGACGAAUUAUUUGAUACUAACUACAAGGGGCUAGUCGUCCCCUUGGUAGGUAUGGACCAGAAUUUAGCGCUGAGUACUGGUUCAAACCAACUGUACGUAUCAAUCCUAUUAAUUGGUGAGACCCUAGAUUGAUGACGAGGUUUUUAUUUUCUAACGUUUUCCACCUACUUCUCCUUCUACAGACCUAUUGAAUCUCAGGGACGAACUAAAGAGGAAAGAACAAGAAAGCAAAGCCAGACUUUGCCUGCAACAGAUGCCGAUAUGCUCAAAGCAGCGACACCCUUUUUGGAUGCAAUAGAAAAAUCGCUUGGACUUGGGUACGUAUUGCCUUUUCUACCUCCAUUGCUGUUGUGACAACUUCCACACAAUCAUGUAACUAACUUCGCAUUGUGCAGCUCUUCCUUCUCUAGCAAUUAUCCUUCAGAAGAAGAAGUUCGUGUUUAUGGCAGACACCAUCGGAAGACUGUGAGUCACAGUAGCAUUGAUUGGUCGAUACCAAAUGAUGACUUGGGCAACUUGUCAACUGAGCCAAAGCAUGAUAAGAAACAUAGCAUUCAGGCAGGAAAAAUUGAAGAAAUCGACGAAUCAAUGAGUACCAUAUCCCAAGAAAUUAAGCUCAGCUUGAAACUCCCUAGUUUUGCGGAUCGCUUAGCCUCACUUGGUGAUUCCAGCAACGGGAGAUGGUUUCCCUUUACGUACGAAAUCAUUAUAAUGCAAUGGGCGGCGGUGCUUAUCGAGCAACAAAAAUCUGCAGUCGACUCGAAUCAAGAUGAUGAGAGCAACGCAGAAAUAAGCGAAUGCAACGAAGCGAUCCAAGACGCUGCUUCCAGGACAACUGGUGUUAUCAUUGCAUGCGCUCCAGUACUUUUUGAAGUCAUUAAACAAAGUUUGGGGUCCAGGGUGACAAGUUUAAUCCGUCGUGUGAAAAAGAAAGGCUACAUCGGCACCCCCCCCCUCGUUAUACUCGACGAUGGAAUGCUUGCCAAUCUAGAGCAGCUGAUUGCUAUCAUUACAGAUGCAUGUCUAGACAGUCGCAAUUUCGAUUCUUAUGAAACACGCCAAAGUUGCGUUGACGUCAACGAUUCGAUUGUUUUCUUCUUGCGCGACAUGUAUGCAUUCUUGGAUCCGAGAUGUGUGUACCGAUUAACUAUGCUAUAUUGGUCUCGAUUAGUUGCGAAGGACACAAGGCAAAUUGAUAGAGAUUCGAAGAUUGGUCUAAGGUGCUCCCAUGAGAUAAUAAAGCUGCAGAUGAAUGCGGUAUCGGCAUUUGUUAGGUUUCCAGAUCUGAUAAAGGUCAAUUCUCCACAAAUGAAUAGCUGGGCAAGUUUGUGGACUCUCUCCCCCGAUAUAUCGACUGUAAAUUUCUUCGACGGCGUACUUCAUCGGUACGAAAAACUUGGACUCCCAUCACUAAUCGGUGAUACAAAUAAUCGAGACAGAUUCGAACUACCUAGAAUGAGACCUCAUUGGUUGGUUGAAAUAAUUGUUGACAUCUGUUUCUCAGGCAUAGAACACUCCGAGCGGAUUAUUCAACAAAGAUCUGCAUCUCUACUACUUGAAUUAUUUUGGUCUCAUGCUCAAAAAAGUCUGAGUGAAGGAUAUUCUCCUAUUGUCGCAAGUAUGUAUGUGACAUUCAUUGAAAAAGCCCUGUCAAAAACUUCAUAUCUGUCUCACGGUUUUACUGCGAAGGGCCCAAAGAGUCAAGUGCGCCAUGAUAUUAUCCUUUGUUUGAUAUUUGUUCUACAAAGCGCUCCACCGGGACUGCUUCGAGCACUAUGGCGUAAACUUUUCACACGAUCUUCAGGAAAAGGAUCGUUUAGAAAAUUUGGUGGUAUCUCUUCGUCAGUUUCAAUGAACUCGCUUGAUGAACUGAAAGAAUCUGAGACCCCACCAAGUACUACGGAAAUAGAUGACAUCGAGGGGCCCAAUAUUUAUGACAUGUUUAGUCUUCUAAAUACGAGUCUAGCAACUGUUGAAUACGAAGGUUGUGACGAGCAUGCUGAAGUAGAUAGAUAUGAGGGUGACGGGCCUCUACUAUUUUGGCCAAAAGAAUUCUUGAUGACGAGAGAGCGUGAUACAAUAGAUAUUGCAAGACAAAGGCGUUUGCUUUCCAUCGUAACAACCACAUCUGAGGAGAAAGACGAGUCUAACGAUGACGAAUACGCGACGACAAGUUCGAGAAAAUGGCUUGCUCACGAUGCUUCGAUGGUUCUUAUUCGGACUGUACAACAAAUCGUUCGAGAGCUAAGGUUUGUUCUAGAACCAAUGCAAGGGUCUCAGUCAUUAUUCAAUCCAGCGCGAAGGAAGGCCAAAGCCAACAAGUCGCAUCGCUCUCCACCCGCAACAAAUUUCGAUUCCGAACCUUCCGAAACAGGUUGCACUAAAUUCUCGUAUACGGACACAGUCAUUUUUGUCCGAGGUGCAACAUCUGUAUACUUGAACUCACUAGUAUUGAGAGAAAGUGAUAUUGCUAUCGUUAAAACAUUGAAUGCCUCUGUCGAAAUAAUAAAGAUAUUCGGGAUUAAAAUAUUCAACGAGGCUGUUGGCGAGACUCUGCAACAUUGGCUCCGCAUGAUCACUUUCCACUGUGGAUCGCGAAGAGCUGAAGUGCGUGUUCCAGCUUCAGAUUUUGCUGAAUUGAUUUUGCGAAGUACUUGGGAUUGUUUUGGCAGUUUCUUUAGAAUCCGAAUACCUCUUCUGGCAGUGCAAACUGAAGUAAUGGAAAGAAUAGUUGCAACAGCAGUAGCAAGGUAUUAUCGAGACCAACGGAAAACGGGCAUCAAGAUUGAUUUAUUCUCAAACUCGUGUGCUGAAGCUAGCCUUACACCAUUGUGGCGAACUACUGAUCGUUUACACCACCAAUCUGCUAGUCAGAAUGUCGCCUUCAGGUAUGUUCCUUCCUUUUCGGGUAAUUUUAUAGACUUCUAUUGACGUCGAUCCCUAACACAAUCUCUCAAUUUUUUCUUUUUUUAGGUCCAGUUUAGUUCGUCUCGCCGAGAAAAUAAAGAAAUUACACAGGGCCUACAUCGCAGCACAUGCACUUUCUUUUGAAAAUAAUUCUGGAUCACGAGAGCAUCAAAACAGCGACUCGACUCAUGAUCCCGGAAUAUCUUCCGACGUCGAAACUCUGAAGCGAGCAAAUCGAAUCAGUGUCAUUCGUGUCGUGAAUGCUUCGGCCAGUUAUUCAAAACAAUUUCUUGGAUUGCAGAUGGCAGCCAGUGAGAAUACCUCACUUGCACACCACGAAGCACUUGAAGAUGCAUUCUUAGACGCUGCAGAUGUCUUUUCGCCGACUGAGUUGCCAGACCAUCGAAUUGCUUGGCUGCGAAAGCUUGCUCAAUUUCAUGCAACUCGGUCAAAAAAUGCCGAGGAGGCAACCUGUCAUUACAUGAUCUAUUACACGUUGAAUAGAUCUUGUAGGCUGAGUUCAACCUUGUGGUCAAGUUCGCCCUUCCUUCCGUGGAUCGACAACUUGUCUGACGGAAUUCAUCUGGAAGGUCCUGCUGGAGAAUCUGACGGAUCUAAUUGUGAUCUCCCUUCUCUUGAUUAUGGCCGUCAAAUCGAUAAGACGAAUUCAUUCCGGCGAAUAUUUUACCGGAACGAGAAUUCGGUUAGAUUGAAUCCAGGAGAACUUGAAGGUGGCGCUAGGAAGGCUGCAUUUGCUGGGGUCUCGCUUACGUCGGAGUAUACAACGGCAACCCCAUGGAUAACCCAUAGAGAAAUGGAAGCAAACAUGCUCGAGGAGGCCGAAGCUGCGGGAUACCUUUUCCAAAAAUCUGGAAUCAUAGCAAGUAGUCGAUAUAUGUGGGGUUUGGCAGCUCAGUAUUAUGCAGAGAAAUUUAUGUAUGGGAAACUUACCCAUGUUUACGAACGCCUCGCCAGAACUCUUGUUGCACAAGUACCGAACAUCGAUAAUACACUUGAGCAAGUAGUUGAUGUCGGAAUUCCACUGGGUAGGUUUUACCGAGUUUGGUUUCAUGGAGGUGCUCCUGACGAGUUGAUAGGGGCCGAAUUUGUUUAUCGCACUCGCACAAAGAUAUCCCUGUCGAAAUUCGGAACAGAAUUGCGCGAUGUCCUUAGAUCCAUAAUUCCCGAGAACACUCCGAUUCAUUUGGUUCUCGACGGCCGACCAGAGGAAAGUGCACAAACCAACCCUUCUGGGUUCAUCAGAAUGGGAGGUGCGCCAUUGGAACCAGUGAAGGUGAAGGUCACGCCGCUCCGUCCAGUGGUUCGCAAUGAAAGUAGGAUUCGUGGCCUACCGGAAUGGUUCAAAUUGUACAUCGAUAGCGCAUUUUCUGGUCAUAAUACAAAUGAGAAUAGAAAGGAUGCUUCAAAGGGAUUUCGUGAUAAAUAUCUUAAUCACUCUCGAUCCAAGCCAACAAUGUAUUAUUCGACCUCAUUCAAGGGAAAAGAUGUCGGAUAUUCUGGUAACAACCAUCGUCACUAUCAGUUUGAAUCCUCGACAGAGGGCGAGCUAGUUGGGGCUGAUAAAUUUUGGUUCAUACAAUCGAAAGACCGAUCACGCGGCUCGCGAGAUUGGCUGAAGGGGGCUUCUGACGACUUUGCUGAGAAGACUAUUCGGGUUACACAACUUCAAGUUAGACAAGCGUUCCCCGCGUGUAUAUCACGCCAAAGAGUUAUUGAUCGCGAUGUAUACAGUCAAAGUCCACUAGAAGCUGCAGUAGACAAUUCAUGUCUCUGGUGCGCUGUUCUUUUUAGAACUUCGAUCGCAAGCAACGGUUCUGCUGUACUUGGUAAGUGAGGUGUAUUGCGUUUGAAAUGAUGUUUUGUCGACUUCAAUCUUUCUAAUUCUCGUUGUAUUGGUUUAGGGGAGAGUAACGAUCCAGGGAUUGGUAUUGAUGCAGCGAAGGUAGUUUCCGAAUGCAUUCACUCUAGCAGGGUGAAGGAAAUAGGGACAGUUUUGCUACGGACAAACACCCAUGUGAGAGAAGAUGAUGAUGAUGUACUGCAUUACUACGAUCGACUUAGCGUAGAUGAGGUGCAUAAAAUCCAACUAAGACUCGCCAGAGCGCUGGUUGUAUUUAUGGAACUUCUUCAUUUGUUAAUAGCAAGAAACAGAGAUCUCCUCUUGGAACUUAUCCAAAAGAGAAUUCCACCAAGAGACAGGAGACCAAAUGGACCUCAUGAAUAUGUAUCGGCCGUUCCUCCUUCAACACAUGCCCGAGAUAUGUCCAUCGGAUCUCAGCACUCGAUUGGUAGAAAUUCAAUCAGGGGUCCGAAUGAAUGCCCAUCGGGCGUUCCUCCUUCCUCAGUAUCUCAUCAAUCAAUGAAAAGAGUUCCGAGCAGAGGUGAAAUAUCGCUACCCAACACUCGCACACCGUCACGAGAUAGGUCAAGACACAGUAACGUGCACCAGAGACGUUUAAGUGCUCCGUUCGAAAACACGUCAUCGUCCGCGGAUUCGGUCCCCAAACCAAACCACGCGAAUGAGGAUUAUGAUCAGGGAACAAACCUCACUAUUUCAAGUCAAAGGGACCGAACAGACUCUGCUAUCGGGAUUCAACGAGAACUGCAAUUGGCAUUUAUUAAUACUGCGAAGGUGUUACUACCUAAAAUUCAGGGUGUUAUGGGAAGCGAUACACCCCGUUGGUUGAAACAGUGCUGCCAAGAUAAUUAUUUUUCUGCGUACACUUACCGCCAAGUGAAGAUCCGUAAGUUCCGCCACCCGGUCCCCGUCAUUUACGACUGCCGACAUUGCUCGUUUGCUAAAUGUAUUUCUUUUUUUUCCGUUCAUUUUAGCCAUUGGUGAAGAGCUUACUUUCGACGAUGUAGAGACAGAAAAAAAUAGAGGAUCCAACCCUAUGUCGAAAUAUCCCACCGGGGACAAGCCAGGGUCAAUAUCAGGAGGAUUUCACCGCUCCGAUAAAUCUUGUUCUUCUCAGGCACCAGACUCUCCGAACGGGAGUACAGGAAGCAAUUCUGUUGUAUCCAGAGUAUCCGAUGCAAGGUCUGUGACGUCUUCGAGAUCAAUGCGAUCCCACAAGGAGCGUCCCAUGCCUCGCCAAGGAGGAGUUGAUCGGCCCCUCUCAUAGUAAUGAGUGAAACUGUAUCUUAUAAUUGAUUUUGUGCGACAGAAAUGCGUUGGCAUUGGUUAGUUGAAAGCUCCACUCCACUAUUCGGCGCUCAACAAACAUUGAUUGACUAGAACUUCUAAGUAGCGCAGUCUCAAGAUGGGUACCAAUAUAUUGCGAAGCGCAAAAUGAACCCAAGUGAUAAAUGCAGGUCUUCUAGUGCAAUUCAACUAUUAGUAACACUAAUUAAGCUGCACUCUGUGAGUCGCAGGGUUCAGUGCCUAGUUUUUUUGGUGUUCAUGUAAGCCAAUCGAAGAGGCCUAACUUUUUCAUUAGCCAAUUUGUUUAGACGU